Messenger RNA from Knipowitschia caucasica, 1161 nucleotides. The record is from the annotation of a GenBank genome assembly. NCBI's taxonomy places the organism in Eukaryota, Metazoa, Chordata, Actinopteri, Gobiiformes, Gobiidae.
AUGAGUGACACCGGUGUGAUGUCCUCCGCCCCGGGCCCCAGCGUGCCCCCCCUGCGUGUCCUGGAGCUUUACAGCGGGAUAGGAGGCAUGCAUUUUGCUCUUAACAGCUGUGGCGUCCCAGCGGAGGUCGUGGCUGCAGUGGACAUCAACACCACAGCCAAUCACAUCUACGCACACAACUUCCCCCUCACCCCUCUGUGGGGUAAGUCCAUCGAGGGCAUACAACUAGGAGACUUCAACCAACUGUCCAUUGAUGUGAUCUUGAUGAGUCCACCCUGCCAGCCUUUCACCAGACUUGGCCUAAAGCGGGACGUGGUGGACCAGCGGACCAAGAGCUUUCUGUAUGUCCUGGAGCUUCUGCCCCGGCUGAGCCCUCCUCCUCGCUUUAUCCUGCUGGAGAACGUGAAGGGCUUUGAGGAGUCCUGUGCCAGGAAUGCACUGGUGGAAGCAUUGGACCAAUGUGGAUAUAGUUAUAAAGAGAUCAUGGUGUCGCCUACGAGUGUGGGCAUCCCAAACUCUCGGCUUCGUUACUUCCUCAUCGCCAAGCACUCUGAUGAAGACUUCUGUGCAAACGCUCAUUCCAAAAUUUUAGAGUGUUUUCCUGUCCAUGCCGAGCCGGGCGUAUGUGAGCAGUCCACAGAGGCUCCUCACCAGCCACAGGGCCCCUUCCUGUACAAGCUGGAGACUGCGGAGGAGGUGCAGAAGAAGCUCCAGCAGAACCAGGACCCAUCUAUCAGGCAGAUUCAGGACUUCCUGGAGCCAAACGUAGACCUGGACCAGUACCUGCUGCCACCCAAAACCCUGCUGCGCUACGCAAACAUCCUGGAUAUAGUGCGACCCAUCUGCCGGAGGUCCAUCUGCUUCACUAAAGGGUAUGGGCGGUACGUGGAAGGCACUGGGUCGGUUUUGCACACGUCUCCAAAGGCCCAGAUGGAGGCUGUCUUUCGGGGCCUGGCUGAGCUGAGCGAGGAGCAGAGGCUGGAGCGCUUACAAACUCUCAGCCUGCGAUACUUCACCCCCAGAGAAGUAGCUAACCUCAUGGGGUUCCCUCUCACAUUCGAAUUCCCAGAGGACGUCCCGCUGAAGCAGAGGUACAAGGUCCUGGGAAACAGUCUGAACGUGGUGGUGGUGUCCAAACUACUGCAGAUCCUACUGUCAUAG